GCAUUUGUGAUUCAGUUGAGGAAGCUACUCGAUUUCUUCAUAGUUAUGAAAUCAGUAAUUCUGUUAGGUUUGCUGCCCUUUCCACUCCAAAGAGCUUUGGAAGUUCAGUUAUACAUGGAACCCAACAUAAAGUAUUAUGGGAAACAUCUGAAGACUAUGCUACUCCUUAUAUUAUAUUAUCUACAAAAAGAUACAAUUGUCACCGUGGUUUCGAUCGGAACGCUGCUGCAAAAAGGAAGCAUAAUGAAGCAAAAGAAAAUCAGAAAGUGGAUCAUUUAUACAUAACUGAUUAUGUUAUCAUACAAGAUACUAAAAAGUUUAAUUGUCCUGCAAAAGCCAUUAUGAAAGAAGUGGUAUAUUUCACUGACUUCAAGCUUAUUAAUUCCAGUAAUUAUCGUAAGAAGCAACAGUCAAAAGAAAUAAAAUAUUCGUUGCUACAAAAAAAGGAUGUGGUAAUUAGUCGAAAAAUUAUUGUUGAGAUAGACUGCUUAAAUGAUCACAAAAAUCACCCUCUUGGCAAGAUUGAGCUACUCUCACAAAAAAUUGAUCCACGCUUAUCAGUUAAAAUUUCUGAAUACAUUAAAGAUGGUGUUUCUAAUGUGCGUGAGAUGAGAAGACUUUUAAAUAUUACUGUCAAUGAAAUGUUUGGAAAGAAAAAUCUUCCUUCUAGAACCAACAGAAGAUUUUAUCCAAGAACUGACAUAAUUCAUUCGCACAUGGUCAAAGAGCGUCUAAAGCAAAGAUACUCGAACAUCGACCAAGACUGCUUAGAAAUCAAAAUAAAAGAAUGGAAAGAAGCUGACUCAUCUGCCAAUAUCUAUUUUCGACCUAAAGAAAGGGGUAACAGUGCUGAGCUCUUGUUUGUAUACCAAGCAUUUUGGCAAAAAAAACUGCUAAAAAAAUAUGGGAAUGAGAUGUUGUUUUUGGAUGCAACAUACAAAACGACACGAUAUUCUUUACCUUUGUUUUUUUUGGUUGUCAAAACAUAUGUGGAUUAUCAAAUUGUAGCAACCUUUGUAAGCGAAAGUGAAACUUUUGAAUCGAUAUCUGAAGCACUUGUUAUCUUAAAGUCUUGGAAUGAAAAUUUGCAACCUCUUUAUUGCAUGACUGAUUAUUGUAAUGCUGAGAUACGUGCUCUCGAAACUAUUUUUAUUGGUGCGUAUUUAUUUAUUUUACAUGAAGUUAAUUUAACUAUACAAACAUCCAAUGAAUCAACUGAUUUUUAA
Hydra vulgaris (swiftwater hydra) is the source of this 1226-nucleotide messenger RNA. RefSeq lists its product as uncharacterized. Gene Ontology annotation, molecular function: DNA-binding transcription factor activity. NCBI's taxonomy places the organism in Eukaryota, Metazoa, Cnidaria, Hydrozoa, Anthoathecata, Hydridae. The record is from RefSeq and is a predicted model, not a curated record.